Molecule: messenger RNA, 2259 nt
Organism: Talaromyces proteolyticus
Lineage: Eukaryota; Fungi; Ascomycota; Eurotiomycetes; Eurotiales; Trichocomaceae
Product: C6 transcription factor
Exons: 8
Coding region: 1-2259 (752 amino acids)
Biological process (GO): regulation of DNA-templated transcription; DNA-templated transcription
Molecular function (GO): zinc ion binding; DNA-binding transcription factor activity, RNA polymerase II-specific; DNA binding
Source: RefSeq, a predicted model, not a curated record
AUGCCCGAAUCCUCCUCCAAACCGUCGACUGUUCUACGGAAGAGCGCAUUCUCCUGCGAGGCUUGUCGCAAGCGCAAGGUAAAAUGUAAUGGUGCCAGUCCAACAUGUUCCCGAUGCGCUGCUCGGGGGGAUGUCUGCGUCUACAGCCUAGCGCCGACUUUAUCGUAUACCAAGACCCUGGAGACCCGGAUUGCUGAGUUGGAGGAAAAAUUGGCAAAGACACAAGAAGAGCGAGCAAGCGACAGCGACAAGACAUCAAAGCCUAGUCCCCGUGGAUCUCCGGCCGAAUAUUCAAGCAGCACUGAACAGACUCCAGAACAAGACGAGGGAGCCUUGGCGUUAGAGCUCUCCAGCGAAUUUGAAGGACUGACGAUAGAGCAAGACGGGCGCGUCUCGUUCCAUGGACCAACCAGUCUUUUCCAUCUGCUGCCCAGCGACACAGUCAACGAGACAGCGUCAUCAUCACAUCUUACUUCAGAACUCGAGGCUCGGAAGGAGCGGCUCAUGAAUAAUGCCUGGCACGAGCGAGCAAUCGAACAACUCUCUGGGAUCCCAGAGCCAUUUCAGUAUCUGCUUGACUUUCAUUGGUGCUGGAUUCAACCUCUUUUCAACUUCGUCUACCGACCUGCUUUUACUCGUGACAUGAAAGCGUCAGGUCCUUACUAUUCAGAUAUUCUACUAAACGCGCUUUUAUCGCACUCAGUGCGCUGGUGUAUGCGAGACACUAAAGUCCAACCUUUGCUUGAAUCGUUCGACGGCGGCGCAAAGUUCUUUCAAGCCGCUGUUACAGGUACCUUCGAAACUCUGAGGAGCGGCUAUCCAAAGAUUCCAACUGUACAAACUCUGCUCCUGUUAAGUGCACAAGAAUGUGGCCGAGGAAAUCGGGCUCAAGCCUGGCUUUACAGUGGCAUGGCAUUUCGACUGGUGGAAGAUUUGGGUAUAUCGAUCGAUAGCCGGAAAUAUUCUCGGUCUGUUCCUUUCACUGACGAAGAUAUUGAAAUCCGCAAUCGACUGUUCUGGAGUUGUUAUUUCUGGGACAAACUCAUAUGUUUGUAUUUCGGUCGAUCGCCUGCCAUUCAAAACUCCCGAGUGAGCCCGCCACGAGUGUUACUUGACGAUACUGCGGAGAGCGAAAUUUGGUAUCCGCAUGGAGUCACAUUUCCUCAGGGCGCUCAGUAUCCACCAAUGCCGGCCCAUUCGACGUCGUGUUUUGUAAAGAUGUGUGCAUUGUCAGAGAUACUUAACCAGAUUCUCAUUCAUAUCUACGAUCCUCUUCGACAAACAACGGAGAUUGAAGUCAGAAAUUGCAUCGCACAGCAGGAAAGGCAUCUAAGUCAGUGGUGGGAUGAAUUGCCCGACUUUCUGCGGUUGGUCGCAAAUGAACUUCCCCCUUAUAGCCCGCCAAGUCAUAUUGUGACAUUGAAUUGUUUAUACCACACUGUAAAUAUUCUUUUACAUCGCCCGAUUUUAUGCGGCAAAUUGGCUACAAACGGUACCCGUCCGGACAUGAAUCACCUUGUGCAAUGUAUGUGUUCAGCCACAAGCAUCUGCGCUUUGUUUGAUUUGUAUCGACGCACUUUUGGAGACAGCCAUGUUGUUCUUUCUCUAGCAUACAGCUUGUAUACCGCAGUGUCGAUCUUUUUGCUGGAGAUCAAAGCACUCAAGUAUGCUGCUGCAGGUACUGUAGAAAAGGUCAAAUUUUGCGUUUUUGCCCUAGAGAGAGUAAAGAGAGCAAACCACGUAAUUACGACUGGCCUUACUCUAAUCUACCAAGAACUCCAGAAGCUGCAGGUAGACAUACCGAUUCCAAUACCUCCAAGCCAGAAUCUAUCCCCAUCACAUAUCCACUCCCAAAAUCAGUCACCCCCAUCCCAGGAUCCCUCCAGUCGUAAUGUAUCGCCUCAUCAACAACCUUCCAUUUCGACGCCUAGUCCCAUCGUGGCGGCUACUAUGGCCCCAUCUACUACUUCAACCACAACGCCACCUCUGCUACACUAUCAACAGUUCCAACAUCAACUACCCAUAUACGACCCAGGUUCUCAAAUCGCUUUCAUGCCUGACCUUGCUACACCGCGACAGCCCACGGGCCCAAUGCCACCCGGGGUGGUGUUGAACCAAGAUGGUUCUUCAAUGAGAUACGAACUCCACUCUGAUGUCUACGAUGCAUUCUCAUACGUUGAGCCCAUGAACGCCAAUAUGGCACCAGCGCCAUAUGAUUCGACUACCUGGACGACAGGUACAAACGCGAGCGUCCCUUGA